AUGGAGGCUCGAGACAAGCAAGUGCUUCGAUCGCUUCGCCUGGAUCUAGGUGCAGAGGUGUUGGUGGAGGGACUGGUUCUUCAGUAUCUUUACCAGGAGGGGAUCUUGACGGAAAACCAUGUUCAAGAAAUCAAAGCUCAAGCCACGGGCCUCCGGAAAACAAUGCUGCUUCUUGAUAUCCUACCUUCCAGGGGUCCUAAAGCAUUUGAUACAUUCCUAGAUUCUCUGCAGGAGUUUCCCUGGGUAAGGGAGAAGCUGGAGAAGGCGAGAGAAGAAGCUGUGAUUGAACCGCCUGCAGGUGAUGGGGUGCCUGGGAUCCCCCCCCACAUCCUCAACAGCUCCCCAUCGGACCGGCAGAUUAACCAGCUGGCGCAGAAGCUGGGCCCUGAAUGGGAGUCCAUGGUACUGUCCCUGGGACUGUCCCAGACAGACAUCUACCGCUGUAAGGCCAACCACCCCCACAACGUGCAGUCUCAGAUUGUGGAGGCCUUUGUCCGGUGGAGGCAGCGCUACGGGAAGCAGGCCACCUUCCGGAGCUUGCACCAAGGCCUUGAGGCUGUGGAGGGGGACCCCUCCGUACUUCAGCACAUGUUGAGGUGA
Messenger RNA from Chrysochloris asiatica (Cape golden mole), 600 nucleotides. It is a transcript of the gene CRADD, whose product is annotated as CASP2 and RIPK1 domain containing adaptor with death domain. Gene Ontology annotation, biological process: signal transduction; regulation of apoptotic process. NCBI's taxonomy places the organism in Eukaryota, Metazoa, Chordata, Mammalia, Afrosoricida, Chrysochloridae. Gene Ontology annotation, molecular function: death domain binding; protease binding. The coding region runs from base 1 to 600 and encodes 199 amino acids. The record is from RefSeq and is a predicted model, not a curated record. The transcript is spliced from 2 exons.